ACAAAGUUGGACUAUCCAACUUGUUUCUGAUUAUUCAGUCGACCAACUGGAAUCGCUCAGAUGUGCGGACUCACAUUACGAUUCUAUAAUAAUAAGCAUUCAACUAAACUAUCGGCCGAUAAAAAGUCUGUAGUGUGCGCUUAACCAGUUUGAUUUUUGCAUGCCUGAUGUAUAUGGUCUUAUUUCCGGAUACCAAACGAGAAGUAUCCGGUCUUGAAACAGGCUCCUCAACCUGUUGAAGAAUGGGACGGCGUAAGAGAUGCUACUAAAAUCGGAGAUUCUUGUGCCCAGAAAGAUAUGUUGAAUACUAAAGCUGUAAAGGGAUCGGAACAUUGUUUGCAUCUCAAUGUAUUCACGAGAACGCUUCCAGAUGAAGGUUCCUCUUUGAAGCCAGUAAUGGUGUGGAUCCAUGGAGGAGGCUUCACUUCGGGUUCAAGCGACCCCAAAUUUUUCUUUGGUCCGGAAUAUAUCAUGACCAAAGACGUUGUGUUAGUUUCUAUUAAUUAUCGCAUAGGAUUUUUGGGCUUCUUGACACUGGAAGACGCUUCCUUGGAUGUACCUGGUAAUGCUGGUAUGAAGGACCAAGUGCUGGCACUGAAAUGGGUUCAGAGGAACAUAAAACACUUCGGUGGCGAUCCAAAUAAUGUAACGAUUUUUGGUGAGAGUGCUGGAGGAGCUUCGGUCCAUUAUCUCAUCUUGUCUCCAUCUGCUAAAGGCCUUUUCCACAAAGCCAUCCUGCAAAGUGGGGUAGCUUUAAACCCUUGGGUAGCAUCAAACUUCAAUAUUUACGAUUUUAUGAAUUUCAUAGGGCGAGAAGUGAAGAAUGAGGAAGAAGGAUUACACAUUUUGAAAGAUUUGCGUGUUGAUGAGUUAGUGGAGUUACAAGAUGAAUAUUUGAAGACGAAGCUUCCAUUCGAAGUUGUGGGUCCAACGGUGGAGAAACCAAAUCCCACGGCAUUUCUAACAAAGAGUCCCAUCGAAAUAAUAACCUCUGGAGAAUGGAACAAAGUACCAAUGAUGAUGGGGUACACUUCGAACGAAGGUUUGUUGUUCGCAUUCGGCAAUGACUGGUUCAAAGACCCACAGAUUGAAUCCGAACAUUAUAUCCAUCCAGACAUGAAAUUGGAAAAAGGAUGUUCGACCAGCAAAUUGAUAUGUAAAAAAAUAAAAGACUAUUACUCACAAGAAAAGAAUGCCUAUAAUCCUUAUAUGCUGCACUCAGAUUAUUAUUUCGUAGCAGGAAUAAUAGGUUCGGCCAAACUUCACGCAAGAACUUCAAAUCAUCUAGUUUAUCUGUAUAGAGUGACCCUGGAAACUGGAUUGAAUGUUAUGAAAAGGCUAUUCAAAGUUGAAAAUUUACCAGGGGUUUCUCAUGGUGACGAACUGGGUUAUCUCUUCAAAGUUUCCGUUGGAUCAGAAAUUGAACUUGGAGAACCUGAAAUUCAGGGUAUACGGCGAUUUUUGGAAUUAUGGACAAAUUUUGCUGCACAUGGCAAUCCCACUCCUGGCGGAACUAACUUGAAUGUUGAAUGGAAAUCUGUAGAAGAGGAGCAAGUAAAUAUCUUGGACAUCGGGCAAGUGCUCACAAUGCAGACCAAUCCAGAGAUGGAAAGAAUGAACUUGUGGAAAGAUAUCUACCAGCUCAGUCCCGCAACUGCCAAAUAUUUAUAAUUAUAAUUUUUUAAAUCUACUUCUGGUAUAAUAAUUUCUGCCAGGUACUCUUGUCAAAGUGAUGGUUGUAGUUGUAAUACAUAUUUUUAAUCAGUU
Molecule: messenger RNA, 1767 nt
Organism: Leptinotarsa decemlineata (Colorado potato beetle)
Lineage: Eukaryota; Metazoa; Arthropoda; Insecta; Coleoptera; Chrysomelidae
Product: juvenile hormone esterase
Source: RefSeq, a predicted model, not a curated record